Messenger RNA from Manihot esculenta (cassava), 1302 nucleotides. Its product is annotated as calcineurin B-like protein 8. Gene Ontology annotation, biological process: calcium-mediated signaling. The transcript has 11 exons. Gene Ontology annotation, molecular function: calcium ion binding; kinase binding. The record is from RefSeq and is a predicted model, not a curated record. The coding region runs from base 467 to 1111 and encodes 214 amino acids. Lineage: Eukaryota; Viridiplantae; Streptophyta; Magnoliopsida; Malpighiales; Euphorbiaceae.
UUUCAUUUUUCCCGUCUCCAAACAAAUGUAUACAUACACGAAAGCAACUCUACCCAUUUUAGGAAUGAGGUUGGCAUGCACGACGUCGCCCAAGAAUUCCUAAAAAGAGUAGGAAAUCAACGAAGAAGCUAACCGUGCAGAAUCAUAUGCGGAUUUUCCCAUUUUGUUUAAAGGCAAAGUGCAUUAAAAAAUAAAGGGAGGCAACCAGAGAUGCUGCAAAUUUAUUGACUUCCCAAGGAAUAGCAGAAGAAGAACCGGCAAAGCUCAGUUGUAUGAUUGAAGAAGUGAAAAGUAACAAGCUUGAAGAACACUGCCCAGGGAGCAGGAGAAAAGGCAACUCUAUGUUUUUCAUCUCUAUUUACAAAUGCGGGUCCUACAUCUACAGUUGGAGUUUCUUCAACCUGUGCUUCAUAAAUUGUUGGCAUAAACUUCUUUUGCUUGCUUUUGCACGUAAUUGUGUUUCAAAAUGCGAGCUUUCAAAGGCUGCUUCAGCUUGAAGCAAUCCAGAAAACAGCAAGGGUAUGAGGAUCCUACCACACUUGCUUCUGAGACACCAUUUACUGUCAAUGAAAUAGAGGCUUUGUAUGAUCUAUUCAAGAAGCUGAGUAGCACGAUAAUUAAUGAUGGUCUUAUUCACAAGGAAGAAUUCCAACUUGCCCUUUUCAGAAAUAGCAGUAAGCAGAAUCUUUUUGCAGACAGGGUAUUUGAUCUUUUUGAUGUCAAGCGUAAUGGAGUAAUUGAAUUUGGUGACUUUGUUCGGUCAUUAAGCAUCUUCCACCCAAAUGCUUCUGAAGCAGACAAAAUUAUAUUUGCAUUUAGAUUGUAUGAUCUGCGCGAAACUGGCUAUAUUGAGCGUAGUGAGUUGAAGGAGAUGGUAUUGGCUGUUCUGAGUGAAUCAGAUUUGACUCUGUCAAAUGAUGACGUUGAAGCCAUUGUAGAUAAGACAAUGCUGGAAGCAGAUUUAAAAGGAGAUGGAAAGAUUGACCAAGAAGAAUGGAAGGAAUUCGUAGCAAAGAAUCCAUCUCUUAUAAAGAAUAUGACUCUUCCGUAUCUCAAGGAACUAACUCUAGCAUUUCCUAGCUUUGUAUUGAACACUGAAGUUCCAGACUAGAGAUAUUGAGAUGCUGUAAACAGUGAGAAAUGUUUGAGCCUAAUGAAGCAUAUAAACAUGAAUAAAGAACCAAGAUGUUCAUAGAAAUGCCCACAAGGGAAAGUGAGCAAGGAAUUGAACAAAAGUACAUAAUGUCCAAGUACUUGCAAACAGGUGAUUUUUUAUUGAGAUGGUUUUGAGUAUCUUGUUCA